Molecule: messenger RNA, 2466 nt
Organism: Setaria italica (foxtail millet)
Lineage: Eukaryota; Viridiplantae; Streptophyta; Magnoliopsida; Poales; Poaceae
Product: trihelix transcription factor ASIL2
Exons: 2
Coding region: 921-1934 (337 amino acids)
Cellular component (GO): nucleus
Molecular function (GO): transcription cis-regulatory region binding
Source: RefSeq, a predicted model, not a curated record
GGGCGCGGGCAGUUGGCGCGCCGGGCGCACGCGGGCGGUGGGAGGAGGAGGCCGGGAGGAAGAGGACGUUGGACGGGCCGAGCCGUGGGGCCCCCGGCCGCCUCCCCGGUUCCCGGUCUCCCACUUUCCGCGGCUGCGCUCCCCCACCUCGUGCAGUCGUGCUCUCUCUCUCCCCCUUUCCUUCGCCCCCGCGUAGACGAUUCCUACCGAGCCGCGGACGGAGGAGACGGAGCAGGAGGCCAGGAGCAUUUUCUCCCCGCAAAAUCCUGCGCCCUUCUCCUGUGCAUUUGGGAGCUCGGCUCGGAUCCCGCCGCCCCCAUCCAGCCAUCCUGCUCUCUCUCUCUCUCUCUGUGUGUGUGUGUGUGUGUGUCUCGUUCUAGGCCUUACUGUUCUCUCUCAGUCACCGCCAGCUCGAUCUCCUCUUCCUCGCCGCGUUGCGUUCCUUCUGCUCGCUUGCCUAGGAUUGGAAUAGGACUUGGCACGCGGGCUUCUUUCCGCUGAAAUCUCUGCCGUGUUCCGAGCAAUUUCUGCUCGAGCGCGCCAUCUGUUGCCACUUGCCAGCAAAAAAACAGUGGAAACCGCCUUGCCUUUCUAGUGUAAGCAAGCUUUCACCUCCCGGAAUUUGCUUCUUUUGGUCAAUCUUUUCGGGGCUUCCAGGUCUCAGCAUCACCAGUGCCCCUUUUGCCGCGAUCUUUCUGUCUGAUCACUGCAGUUUAAGCUCGGAGCACCUCCUUUUCAGACAAUUCAGUCCGCUAGCUGUUGAUCCCAUGCGGCGGUAGCUUCAGCAAAGAUCCUACCAUGCCGCAGGCUCCUACAGAGCCGUUCGCCGUGGCGUAGCUGUAGCCUCGCUGACCCCGAUUGGCCUGCGCGGGCUCCGAGAUUCGGAUUCGGGUUCCUUCUUUUCGGCUCCCGCGCCCGCCAUGAACGGCCUCCCCGACGCCGACGCUGCGGCGCCGCUGGCGACCGCCGCGCCACCGCAGAAGCGCGACGAGUGGAGCGAGGGCGGCAUCGUGCGCCUGCUCGAGGCCUACGAGGCCAAGUGGCUGCUGCGGAACCGCGCCAAGCUCAAGUGGAGCGACUGGGUCGACAUCGCCCGGGAGGUGUCCGCGCAUUGCGCCGACGACGCCGCGGCCGCGGGGAAGGCCCCCGGCGGCGGAGGCGGCAACAGCGCCAAGACCCCCAACCAGUGCAAGAACAAGAUCGAGUCCAUGAAGAAGCGGUACCGGGCCGAGUCCGCCGCGGUGGCGCGCGCAGGCCCCGCCGCCGCCGGCCCGUCGUGGCGGUUCUUUGCCCGUAUGGACGGACUCCUUAAGGGUCCGGCCAUCUGCUCUGGUCAGGUGCCACAGGCAGAGUUGGGUAACAGUAUAGACCUGCGAGCUCCGGCGAAAGCAGAGGCCGAGGUAGUAGAAGCAGAUUUUGCCGCGCAGUUGCCGGAUGCGGGUCCUGGUGCAUUCUCUGAUCUGAUGAACAUUGACACAAAUGGCGCUGUCCCGGAGAAAGCGGAGAAGGUUGACAACAGCGUGCAGAAGGAGAGCAGGGCUGCAGAUAGCGAUGCCAACGUGAGCUCUCCAAGGAGUAAGGUGGCGAACGAGGACGUAGAGGAGGUGGACAAGGUCAGGGACCGGCCCAAGAAGAGAAAGAGCACAGAGUUUGAUAUAGCCAAGAGCAUCGAGCUGCUGGCUAGCUCAUACUUGAAGAUUGAGCACGCCAGAAUGGAGAUGUACAGGGAGACAGAGAGGAUGAGGGCUGAAGCUGAGAUUAAGAAGGGGGAAAUGGAGCUCAAGAGAACAGAAAUCAUGGCAAAAACGCACUUGCAGAUCGCUAAGCUUUUUGCAAAGAGAUUGAAGGAGGGCAGUGGCAAGACUGGUGGCAGCUCGUCAGUAACAGCUGAAGUGGACACCCAUACCAAGAAAGGCGAGAAUGGUUCAGGGUGAUGUGCCAUUCUCUCAUGCUCAGCAGCUGAUUCUAUUACCAAAGCAGGCUAGCCUUAGGUGUCCUUGGUAUUGCACUGUUCAUGUGCACCAAAUGUAUGUCUGAUUGAUCCAACUUCACUGCGAGCGUGGAGGAAAAAAAAGUCACAAAAUUAGAAUACAGAUGCUAUAAUGGCAGCGACGAUAUGGUUGUUACCCGGUUUGUGGAAUUACAGAAGCAAAUUUUGUAUCAGUGAGUUACAAGCCUGAAAGCUAUCCCCUUCUGUCCCUGAAGUAAUCUACUGACAUCCAUUAUUUGUAUAAGUCCAUCUCCAUGUUGUGAAGAAAUGAAGCAGCGGUCGCCAAUGCUGUGAUAAACUGUAUCUUGCUGAAGCCCUUUCCCCCUUGACUAUGUAUUGUAACUAGAUUUUGGAGAGUUUGACUAUAGGGAUCCAAAACAAAGGUCGGCUAAGUGAAGAACAAAAGUAUAAACUGAACUGUACAUUUUUUUGGGAAAAUUAUAAAAAUGACUUGUCCUGUUACUGUUACUACAGUA